Messenger RNA from Adelges cooleyi (spruce gall adelgid), 1521 nucleotides. It is a transcript of the gene puml, whose product is annotated as (Lyso)-N-acylphosphatidylethanolamine lipase. Lineage: Eukaryota; Metazoa; Arthropoda; Insecta; Hemiptera; Adelgidae. The record is from RefSeq and is a predicted model, not a curated record. The transcript has 7 exons. Gene Ontology annotation, cellular component: lipid droplet. The coding region runs from base 245 to 1315 and encodes 356 amino acids.
AAUUAUCACUAAAUAAUAAAUACUUUUCAUAAUAUUAUUCUACUUUGUAUUUAAUAAUACAAAGACGUUGUUCUAAAUUAUAAUAUAUUCUAUAUUCAUGCUUAUCGCCAACUUAUGUUAUAUAAUCAGCUCAAAAUAUUGAGUGGUUGUUUUUCGCCAAGCUGAUAUUAUGAAUUCGACAUGUUUUUAAGUACUCUUGUAGACUUUAGACUUGAUGUAAAACAAACGAAGUUCUAUUACAAUAAUGACAACAAACACUGACACUGAAGCGCCAUCAGUUUAUAGAGGUAGUUUCUUUUGGAGCUGGUUCCCUAGAAGCUCAAUGUCUUGGAAGUUUUUACAAGAAGCCGAACAAAAGUUAUUAUUAUAUGUUAAAUCACCAUAUCGAACACGUUAUGUGAACUUGGGCCCAGUUGUUGAACAGGAGGAUAAAAUAUGGACGUUGGAAAUGAAUAGCGAUAAACAAGAAACUCCUGUAGUUCUGUUACACGGAUUUGGUGCUGGCCUUGCAUUAUGGUGUAUGAAUUUAGACAAGUUAUCUAAUAACCGUAGACCAGUGUAUGCUAUGGAUCUACUGGGGUUUGGACGUAGUUCUAGACCUCAAUUCAGUUCUGAUAGUAUACAAGUUGAACAGCAGUAUGUAAAUGCUAUAGAAAAAUGGAGAUCAGAAAUGAAACUCGAAAAAUGUAUUUUACUUGGACAUAGUUUCGGAGGAUUUUUAGCUACUGCAUAUACUUUACAAUAUCCUGAAAGAGUACACCACUUGGUUCUUGCAGACCCUUGGGGAUUUCCUGAAGAAAAAAAAGAUAUAAACAAAAAAAUACCAUGGUGGGUAAAAGGAAUCUUUUACGUACUCAAACCCCUCAAUCCAUUGUGGCCAGUAAGAUUUGCUGGACCUUUUGGACAAUGGCUAGUAAUAAACUUACGAUCUGAUAUUUUGAAGAAAUUUGAGCCAGUUCUUGGUGAAAAAACAACUCACGUCGGAGAAUAUAUUUACCAAUGCAAUUCUCAGCGCCCUACUGGUGAAAGCGCUUUUCACAGUUUGCUAACAGGAUUCGGUUGGGCUAAAAAUCCUAUGAUAAAACGUGUGCAAAAUAUUAACAACAACGUGCCAAUUACAUUUAUAUAUGGUCAAGACACUUGGAUGGAUCAAAGUAUUGCAGACAUUGUUAAGAAAGAACGAUUAAACGGCAUAGUUAAUAUUGAGAAAAUUCCAAAUGCUGGCCAUCAUGUUUUUGCUGAUCAGUUUGAGGCGUUCAACGAUUUAGUUAACAAAAUAUGCCAAGAGCAACAAAUAUUAGUUAAAAACGAAUAACUUUUUAUUAAGUCACAAUGAGUGUAACCACAUGAAAUAAGUAUAUAGUAAAUGCAAUGUUACAUAGUUUUUUUUUUUAUUGUACUAAAAUAAUUUAUUUAUAAAUGUUUAAAAAUUAUACAAUUUUACUUAAAUCCAUGUUAUCAUCAUCGUCAGACUCUAGUGGUUUUACUUGAUUCAUGAGUAAAAAUUUGUCAAUUUUAUCA